UGAUUCGGUGUUCGAGGAAGCCGUAAUACAGAGUAAUCGGAAAAUCCGAAGCGAGGGGAAGAAGAUGAAGCCGCUGGGGUGCUGGCUGGUGCUGGUGGGUUCCCUCCGAUUGGCCUCCGUCUGGUUCGGCUUCUUCGACAUCUGGGCUCUCCGUCUCGCCGUCUUCUCCAACACCACAAUGACUGAAGUUCAUGGAAGGACAUUUGGAGUUUGGACCCUCUUGACAUGCACUCUCUGCUUUCUUUGCGCAUCCAACCUUGACAAUAAACCCUUAUACUUGGUUACCUUCUUGUCAUUCAUCUAUGCAUUUGGUCACUUCUUGACUGAAUACCUCAUAUAUCAAACAAUGGCUAUCACAAACCUGACAACAGUUGGCAUCUUUGCAGGUACAUCCAUAGUAUGGAUGCUGUUGCAGUGGAAUUCUCAUCAAAGGGUUCCUAUUAAGCAGUCUUGAAUUUUGGAAGUCAUUAUCAAUGCCGGUUGUUCCCGUAGCUGACAAGGGUAUUCUCAACUCUUCAAGCUUUUGUGGAUCAGGCGCGUUCUCUACCUGCCGAUGUGGUGUCAAGCUUGAGGAGUAUUCGGGGAUGCAAUUGGUGUUUGGAUGUGUUGCUAUGGACUUCCACAUUCUCAAGUGUGGAUUCUUUUCAUGAUGAUCUUCAAUACGUUCUGGAAUUUAAAGUCGUCUUGCUUGUCGUUGACCCUAUCCCCGGAUAAAUUUUUUCGCCAGAAAAGUUGGCAAAUGUACUUUGUGAUUUAUAUAC
Molecule: messenger RNA, 761 nt
Organism: Rhodamnia argentea
Lineage: Eukaryota; Viridiplantae; Streptophyta; Magnoliopsida; Myrtales; Myrtaceae
Product: ergosterol biosynthetic protein 28
Exons: 3
Coding region: 65-454 (129 amino acids)
Cellular component (GO): membrane; endoplasmic reticulum
Molecular function (GO): protein-macromolecule adaptor activity
Source: RefSeq, a predicted model, not a curated record